Messenger RNA from Cricetulus griseus (Chinese hamster), 5012 nucleotides. The record is from RefSeq and is a predicted model, not a curated record. NCBI's taxonomy places the organism in Eukaryota, Metazoa, Chordata, Mammalia, Rodentia, Cricetidae.
CUGAUUUGGAGUAGAAACCUGUAUUAGGGGAAAACCAGGGUCCUCGGCAUUUUUUUUUUGCGAGCAGUGCACCCAGAAUCCAAAAAGAUUUUUAUAAAAAAAAAGAAAGAAAGAAAAUGAAAGAAAGAAGCCGCAGCUCCUGGUAACCCGGAUAAGGCCACGGAAUCGUUCUACUGGACACCAGCAUUGGGAAUUCAUUUUUUGAGGUCAAUUUCCAAUCGAGAUAAAUCUAUUGGAUUAGUAGGAUUAUCUGAUCGCAGCUCAAAGAAGUAACGUUGUUUGAUCGUUUGUAUUUUCUUGCCUGAUGGUCGGAAUUACAGGGAUGCGGCUUUGGUUCUCCAGGAUUCUAGAUCGUGGCAGCGUCUGGAGAGAAAAAAAGCAUCAAUCCACACGUUUAGGAAGUGUCCGUGGGUGAAUAAAGAGGGAGGGGGAGGUGGAACCGGGGUUGCGGCUGCUUAAAGAAAAAAAUAAAUAAAUAAGGGAAGCGUCUUGAAUUCUGAAACAAGAAUUACCCAGUUCCUGAGGCUGAAAAGAAGGCAUCUACAAACUGGUAAAUACUUUGGCCAUUUCGGCUUGAAUUUGAAGGCGAAGUGUUGUUAAAACUGUCUCCUUGAAUAAUUGAAAGGACUGGGGGAAGAUGAGGGGGCUCCCGCCACGGACGUAUCUUGCUGUGGGAUAUAGACCCACAGUUAACUGGAUUUGAUUUAUAUGAGGGAAAAUACAGUCAAUGGCUACUCUCGCCACAUUGCUACUAUGGAAAACAGAAUGGUCAAUAGGAGAUGGUCUGAUGAAUAGUGAUGAUUGAAGACGCUGCUUCUAUCUGUGUGAAAUCAAUGGGAGCUGCUUGCUGCAUGAAGAAUACUCUGAGCUUUCCUAAACAAGCUAACAUUUGAGAAGCUGGAGGUGCAUUCUACCAUCAUUUCAUCUUUCUCAAGUGGAUACAAAUAUAUUUGCCUCAUUGCACAAGAAAAAUAGACAACUAAUGUGGGACCAUGGCACUUCCCAGAUGCAUGUGGCCAAAUUAUGUUUGGAGAGCCAUGAUGGCAUGUGUGGUACACAGGGGAUUGGGUGCCCCAUUGGCUCUCUGUUUGUUGGGAUGUUUUCUACAGACUGUCCACGUGCUCUCUCAAAAACUGGAUGAUGUAGAUCCAUUGGUUACUACUAACUUUGGAAAGAUAAGAGGGAUUAAGAAGGAACUCAAUAACGAAAUUUUGGGGCCUGUCAUUCAGUUUCUCGGGGUUCCAUAUGCUGCUCCACCAACAGGUGAACAUCGUUUUCAGCCUCCAGAGCCACCAUCUCCCUGGUCCGAUAUUCGGAAUGCCACUCAGUUUGCCCCUGUAUGUCCCCAGAAUAUCAUUGAUGGCAGAUUGCCUGAAGUUAUGCUUCCUGUGUGGUUCACUAAUAACUUGGAUGUGGUUUCAUCAUAUGUUCAAGACCAGAGUGAAGAUUGCCUAUACUUAAACAUCUAUGUCCCAACUGAAGAUGAUAUUCGGGACAGUGGGGGUCCCAAGCCAGUGAUGGUGUACAUCCAUGGUGGCUCUUACAUGGAAGGCACUGGGAAUCUAUAUGAUGGGAGUGUCUUGGCAAGCUAUGGCAAUGUGAUUGUCAUCACAGUCAACUAUCGGCUUGGGGUACUUGGUAAGAUAUUUCUUACUUCCUUUGCCAUUUAUCAUAAAGUUGUCAUAGUUUUGUUUUGCUUCUGUGCUUCUUGAUAUAGUUUUCUGAACCUAAAUUUUUGAAUGAUUCUCUGAGUUUAUUAAAUGUUCACACAUUAAGUAAAGACAACUUGAGAAAAUUUUAAAUUUGCAGCAGAAAAGUAAUGGAGGAAUUGAUUGCUAAGAUGUACUUUGUGGUUUGACUAUACAGAAGCAUGAAAGCCAACAAUGGCAAAGUCUUCAAAAACAAGAGAAAACAAGUUCUUUAACAAAUAUGUACUUCUGUUUUUCUUUUGCACACUGUUAAAAAAAGUUGUCUUAGGUCUUCUGUACUCUUAGAUGCUGGUUUACACUUCCUUCUAGAAUUGUAAAUGGACUAAGGUGGGGAAGUUACUGUUUAUUGUUGCCAUAUAGGUAUUUCAUUUCUUUUAUUUUUAUCAUUCAAUAAUAAUUAUGAAUGUUUUCUCUCAGUAUAUCUUUAUUGAAUGACUUAAUUUGGAAAAGCAUAUACUCAUUUUUUAACCUGACUGGUCAAUUCAGUCCUACACAGUGUUUACAGAUAGAAGAUAGAGUCUAAACUGAGAUCCUUAGCUUUGAAUAAAAAUAUAGAGAAAGUUUACUUUUAGUGAAAUCUUUUUUAUUUAAUAGUCAGAUUUUAAUAAUCACCUGCAGUUCUAUUAAUGUAAGCAGGUCGCAGUAUUGGCAAUGACAAACAAAUUGUAUUUAAUCAAUAUUAUCUGUGGUAUUUUUAUGUAACGAUUGAAAAUAGAAUGUUUCCACAAAAUAUUUUAUUUUUAAUCUUAAUUGUUCUAAAAAAUGUAUCGCAAUUUGAAGACUCAAAACCAUUCUGUUUAGAUAAAGGGAUAUUCUGGGAUAGUCUCCUCCAGAUUUGUGUCUUCUAAACUUAGAGAAAAUGCAGAAUUGUACAUUAUUUCAUACCAUUUUUAAUAUCAUACAUAUAUAAUCUGCCAUAGUGGUGAUAGAGUCAAGUGGAUGAUAUGAUGGGCAUGCCUUAUCAUUAGGUAGAACACAUAUGGUCAGCCCACUGCUCAGGUACGUUUUGCCAAUCAGAGUGUAUAGUCAUGAACUAUUCAGAAUCAUUUUUCUACUUCAGACAUACUUCUCACUAUUGAAAACUCUACUUAUUAGAAGAUAAAGAACUGACUCUUUGUAAUUAUCCCUACGUAUCUUAAUCUUAUUUUAUUCUUACAAAACAUUUGCACAUGAUGUCUUUUAAUGCCUUAAUAUCUUUAUUUUGUAGUUUUUAUAUUUUGUACUAUAAUUCAGUCAUUUUAAUAGCUCUCAUUCUCAUAUUUUUUCCAAAUCUCUUCAAUUGAAAAUCCUGUGCAGUGACAUGUUUGUCGACUGAAAAAUCUAAAAGAAAUGCCAAGUGUGUAGUUAGUGCUUGUAGCUCCACCAUACAGUGUCUAUCUAACAAUUAGUUUUGUCAUAGUUAAAUUUCCUAUGAUGAGCUUUGGGAUUAAGUUAAUGGAAACAUUUCCCACUCCUUUAUGAUUCUUUCUUAAAAUGUUUGUUUCCUCUGCUACAGUGUCUUUAGUAAGGACUUCUCACUGAUGCGAUUUCAAUCCUACAUGCAUGCAUACAUCUUGUCUUUAAAAAGCACAAUGUGGUUGAGUUACAGCACAAAAAAUUGAGCAGGUAAGAAAGGGAAGAACUCACUCAUCACAUGGUCUGCCUAAGUGCCUGCCACAUUGGCCUGGAGGAUGGGAUUUUCCUAGUUUGGUUUGCUCUGUCUGAAUUCUGAGGAGCACCCCUUAGUUGGCUUCUUUAUGUCUUGAACAAGAAUCAUCUUCAGUCUGAGGCUGACUUUUAUUAAACUUUUAACCUGAAAAAUAGCCAAAAUGUGUUAGUUAAAUUGUAUAAAGCAAUGGUUCUUAACACAUGGGGCACAACCCCUUUGCACAAACCAUUCUUAUUGCUUGCCUAAAACCACUGGCAUAUACUAUGGUUCAAAACAGUAGCAAAAUUACAGUUAUGAAGUAGCAAGGAAAGUAAAUUUAGGGUUGGGGUCACCCCAACAUGAUGAGCUGUAUUAAAGGGUCACAGCAUUAGAAGGGUAGAAAACCACUGUUCUAACACAGAUUUUAGAGUGUUAAUUCUAUAAUAGUUGGAUUUUGGCCAGUGUUUUUCAAAAUAAAACUGAUUUGAAUGUAUUAAAAUGAGAUAAUACAAGAAAAAGUAAUUGCUGAAACAUUAAUUCAAUGUCCUUCACACAAGUGUCACACUAAACCAGAUCAACAGUCAUCAUGCUGAACUAUGACAAAGAGGGAUGUAGAUAUUGAGGUGUUCCUUGUGAAUAUUUACCUAGCAAUAAGGUAAGGUGAGGAUUCUUAGUUGUGGGUUCCAAAAGAAUUAUGGUCAAGUUUGUUGUGGGGUAAAUGCUGAAAAUAUGGUAUAAGAUAAGAUUUGAUCUCGUAUCAGAGAAAGUCCUGCUCUGUCUUUUGAUUCUGGUGUUUUGUUGUGAAGAUGAAUUUAGGAAGCCAGUGGUAACUGAAUAAUUAUAGUUCUGUUGAUCAGUGGUGACUGGCAGGCAAGCCAGUGUUUGGAACAGGUGAAAUUAUUGUCAGUUUGAAUUUUCCAUACUUGAUUUGCUCUUGAUUUUUAGUGAUGAGUAGUCAAGUAGAAAUGAUUCAGUUAUAAAAUUCAUAUAACUACAUCACUAUCUAGUGACUAAGGUUCUCUAAUUGAAAGCAUUUUGUGUGAAAAAAUAUUUUUUGCAUUACAAAUUAGGAGUAGCAUGGAGGAAAAACUAAAUCUGUCAGUAUAUUCAGAAAUUUGAUGGUUGGCAAAACUUCCUGAACUAAGAGCCUUCUGUGGUAUCCUUUGGAAGAGUAGCACAUACUCUCACUCAAAACUGCAUAUAGCCUUGCCUCUGAGGUAAUCAGCUGUGUGCAGAAAAUAAUAUCGUCCAGUAAGGUUGACAAAACAGAUGAGAGGAAAGAAGCAGGACUCUGGUCUCCAUCCACUGUCUCAGAGGCAACUGGCAGUUCCUGGUGAUUGUGUAUCAGACUCUGAACUUGAUCCUGCUUACAGUGUUGUAUUCAUCCAGUUGUGAUGUAAGUCUGUUCUGUUCAGUCUCAUUCAGCAUCUGCUGUUUAGGUCACUAUUCCAUAGAUCUUGGGAUUAAAUAUAUAGUAAUUAUUGCUUCAUUACCUUUUAGUCGUUUACCUUAUGGAUACUAAAAAUUAUUAACUUGGUUACUUGAGAGAUGUUUUGGUUAUGUUUUGUAGGAGAAAAUAAUCCAUGUGAAUAUUUUGACUCUACCCUGGGUAAAUGUGUAUGUUUAUUGGUGAAAAAUUGAAAACUCUGAUGAAAUAAGUUGUUCACUCUGUAAGA